Miscanthus lutarioriparius is the source of this 633-nucleotide messenger RNA. The record is from the annotation of a GenBank genome assembly. NCBI's taxonomy places the organism in Eukaryota, Viridiplantae, Streptophyta, Magnoliopsida, Poales, Poaceae.
AUGGCAUGGGGAGCUUGCACUGCUGCUCUCCUGCUGCUCCUCCUCCUCGCAGCAGUAGCAGCAGCAGCAGCAGGUGCGAGUUGCGUCAUCUCUGCGGCCGUUAUGUGCAUGGAAGCUCAGUACAGACGACUAAAUGAGAACUAUCAUGGAGCAAACUCAUGCGUUUUGAAGGUGACAGCCGAGGCUGUACAAUCUCUCAAGAACAAGUGCAAGAAGGGAAGAGCCUGGAAACCUAAUGUUGGGGCACCAACUGUAGCGGGUGUCCUGGAGGUGAUCCGUUCGUGGGAGCAGGGGCUGUCAACUGUCCUCGACAAUACAUCUCUGAGGCUCAAACACUAUGUGACCUUUAAGGCCGGCGAGCUGAGCCCCUCGGAAGUCACCUCUUUGCUCCACAAAAUGGGACCGGUGGUUGGUGUCCUGUACACAGAUGGCGAAUACUUCAGGAGCGCGGUAUUCCGAGGGGACAAGGCCUUUCCCGCCAACCAUGCUGUCACCUGCACUGGUUAUCGUUAUGUGGAUGGCGAACUCUUCAUAAUAAUAAUGGAUAACGUUGAACGUGGAGGCCCGUUUCGAUUUGUUCUGUACGAGGCAUUCGCAGAGUUCCACGUCCUCACAGUCAACGCUAGCAGCUAG